Messenger RNA from Acaulospora morrowiae, 916 nucleotides. The record is from the annotation of a GenBank genome assembly. Lineage: Eukaryota; Fungi; Glomeromycota; Glomeromycetes; Diversisporales; Acaulosporaceae.
UUUAUGACUCCCAAGUCAGAUUUAUGCAAUGUUUGCGAAACAUUAAGAUGGAAAAUUGGUCAUAUCAACAAGCUUGAAGAUAAAGAAGAGUUAUUAGUUGAAUAUGCUAGUUAUAUAAGAAUUGCUAAACUUGAACGCGAAUAUUACAAUGAUAACAUUAAAAAAGCAAAAGAAAAUGCUUCCCAUACUAUUAAUAUUUAUUCAUCACUUGCUAGUAAAGAAAGACCUACCCCAAAUACUGUUGAUGCUAUUGCUCAUUUUUGUUAUAAUUGGGCACAGAGUGUUUCAGUACUAUAUUCUCCACAACAAAUUGGUCCUUUGUACUUUAAGAAUGAAGGGGAGUUCCCUGUAGGAGUAGCAAAGGGUGCAAAUACAACUCUAAGUUUGGUCUAUGACAUACUUAUUGAACGUAACAGAGGUGAGAAGAAUAUUAAGAUUACUUGUGAUAACUGUGAAGGGCAAAAUAAGAAUAAUGCUACUAUUGCUUUCUACUGUUGGUUGGUAUUAAUUACUCAUUACAAAAAGUCAGUGAUAAAUACUGUUGACGAUAUUGCUGAAAUAACUAGAAUGUCUACCUAUAGCAAUAAUGCAAUCCGUUACAAAAAUCAUAAGUGGAAAUAUUUUGAUUUUGUCAAUUAUUUUACUCCUUAUUUUAAAAAAGUCCCCAACAUUAGACGUUACCAUCAUUUCUUGUUCAAGUCCACUGAACGUGACAAAGUUUUCUGUCAGGAAACUACUAAUGGAGAAUUUACAAUUAUCGACUUAUUUAAAAAGAAUAUUAUAUUUGAUCCUUACAUAUUAUCAAAGACUCUAGAUUUACAACCUAUUUUACUUACAAGACAGACAUAUCUUUAUAAUGAAGUAAGAAGGUUUGUCAACGAUCCUUAUAAGGAUAUAACUUGCUCCAGACCGUCAA